AUUAUGUACUUAAAUUAUUUACAUUACUUCCUUAAAUCGUUUAACAUUAAAGCCAUAACAAUCGAAGUUUCAAGUCCCGGUGACGAAUCUUCCGUGACCGGACGAAACUCUCUUUUUACCACGCUUCGCACUGCUGUCUGAAAGAUGGCGACUCACAGUACCAUUGCAGACCUGCUGCCGGUCCAAAGCCAGUUGGACUACGCCCUGGAGGAUGCCAUAUCGCCAGAAGAACAAAUGGAGCUUGUGCUUCAGUAUUUGAAGAAAAUCGACGAUAGGGGAAAGGAUCUGAAAAUCCCCGACUUUGAAGAAGGCCUGGAGUGGCUGAACACAAAGGGUGCUCUCUCCCUGGCCACAGACCUUGUUGGGAAAGUGGUGGUGCUCGAUUUCUUCACCUUCUGCUGCAUCAACUGCAUGCAUCUGCUGCCAGACCUGCAGGAGCUGGAGCGGCGCCACCCUGUGGAAGACGGCCUGCUGGUGGUGGGUGUCCACUCGGCGAAGUUCCCACAUGAGCGAGAAGCGGCCAGCGUGCGGAGCGCUGUGCUGCGACAUGCUAUUGGCCAUCCUGUAGUGAACGACGGCCAUGCCUGCCUUUGGCAGGCCCUUGAGGUGUCCUGCUGGCCCACCCUGGUGCUGCUUGGCCCACGAGGAAACCUGCUCUUCUCCCUGGUGGGCGAGGGACACCGCGACCGCCUCUUCCUGUUCACCCAGGCCUCCCUGCGACACUAUGGCCAAGCCGGGCAGCUGCGGCCUGGCGCUGCCCUGCUAGAGAAACUGUGCCGGGACACAGUGCCCCCCUCUGCUCUGGCCUUCCCAGGGAAGGUGGCGAUGGACCGUGAGGGGCAGCGGCUGGUCGUGGCGGACACCGGCCACCACAGGAUCCUUGUUCUCUCCAGCCGAGGACACGUGCUUCACUCCGUGGGGGGGCCAGUGAGCGGGUGGAGAGACGGGAAUGUGGCGGAGGCCUUGUUCAGCUCCCCCCAGGGCGUCGCCUUUAAGGGAGAUGUGGUUUUCGUCGCUGACACUGAGAAUCACCUCAUCAGAAAGAUCGAUCUCCUGGAGGGGAAGGUUAGCACUCUGGCUGGUGUGGGGGUGCAGGGCACAGACAAGGAGGGGGGGGGCUUUGGCCCCCUGCAACCUAUCAGCUCGCCUUGGGACCUGGCCCUGGGCACUGCUGGUGGCCCGGAAGAUGGCGUCCUCUGGAUCGCAAUGGCCGGCACCCACCAGCUGUGGGCGCUGUUCCUGGAGGAUGGGAAGCUGCCUAAAGGCAGGGAAUGCCCCAAGGGCACGUGCAUGCGGUUUGCCGGCAGUGGCAGCGAGGAGAACCGCAACAACGCCUACCCCCACAAGGCGGGCUUCGCACAGCCCUCGGGCCUGGCUGCUGAGCCAGACGCGCCCUGGGCCUGCCUGUUCAUAGCCGACAGCGAGAGCAGCACCGUCCGCACCGUGUCCACUGUGGACGGGGCCGUCAGGAACCUGGUCGGAGGAGAGAGGGACCCGCUGAAUCUCUUCGCUUUCGGAGACGUGGAUGGCGCUGGGGUUAGCGCCAAGCUGCAGCACCCGCUGGCCGUGGCCUGGAGCCGUCAGAAGCAGCUGCUGUACGUCGCCGACUCCUACAACCACAAGAUCAAGGUGGUGGACCCAGGGACCAAACAGUGCAGGGUGCUGGCCGGCAGCGGGGAGGCGGCAGGUGCCCUGGGGCCCUUCAGCGUGGCUGGCUUCAGUGAGCCGGGGGGGCUGUGUGUGGGGGCCGACGAUGAGGUGCUCUACGUGGCCGACACUAACAACCACCAGAUCAAGGUCCUGCACCUGGAGAGUGGCAUGGUGUCACUGCUCUCUCUCUCGCUCCCUCCCUCCCUCCAGCUGCCCGUCUCUGUGGAGCAGGACGUCACGGAUACCAUAGCCCCCACCGCCCCCAGGAAGGCCCCCCCGCUGCCCAGAUCUGCCCCCAAAGUGGAGAUGUCCCCACUGAUUGCGCCUCCUGGAAUAAGGAUAAAACUGCGGCUGCAGCUCUCGCUGCCAGCCGGGUCCAGUCUGACCCCGGAGGCCCCCAGCUUCUGGGCCCUGUCUGCAGACGGGGAGGAGUGGCUCCUGCAAGACCAGCAUGUGAGCGGGGACAUCACAGACAUGUCUGAGCUGCCGUCUGUCACGGUGCUCGUCCCGGCGACGGCUCCGCAGGCCACGCCCACUCUGGUGCUGGACGUGUGGCUGUGUUUCUGUGGUGUGGGGGGCACGUGCAUGAUGAGAGCGGUGUCCUUCCGGCAGCCGCUGAGCGUUGCCGGUGAACCGUGCGACGCCACCGUGGAGGUUACGCUGCCCCACGCCUUCUGAAGGCCUCGGGUUUCCAUUUCCUCACUCCUACGCUCAUCCUUUUCUGCCGCCUCCGGCUACAGGGGUCUCCUCGGCGCCCCCUAACCCGGCGGCAGCACAAUCAAGUGCCUGUUGGGGACCUGGUCCCUCCCAAAGCAGUGCUGCAGCUGGUGGUGUUUGCUCACGAGAUUUAAAUUCUCCGCAGAGCUCUGGCACUGCCCUGCCAGGCCGAGUGGAGCUUAACAUCUCCUUUAGAGGAGCACUUAUGCACUUAUGAUGUCGAUUUUAACUUGUGUUUACUGUUUAUGUCUAAAUAACUGAUGACUAAAUGCUUUAUUGGGACAUAAUAACAUAAAUAUUGAGUUAGAGUAUAGCUGUCCUGCUAUCUGACCUCUUUGAGCGCCGCCCUGCUGGCCAAUUUGGAUAGCUGCGCUCGCCUCAUUCUGCCACACCCAUGUCCUCUGUGUUGCUCAGUGAUAUGCGUCUAAAAUCCAAGUGAAUCCCAGGAUGCCACAUGGGGCCAAUUCCCCAGAGCUGCCCCACCCCCGCGUUGCCAUGACUAAGUCUCUGGGUGCCUCAAAGACAAGGAUGGUUCUGGGGGGUGCAGGCCUGCUCUGGUGCCACUGUGGUGUGGACCCUGUCGGGCCUGGUCCUGGCAGGGCUCCGCACCCUCUGCCUGCUGGUUUCGGCCAGUUCCCACAGGAGUUCCUUCCUGCGAAUAAAAGGCAGGUGUGGUACAGGCUGCCCAUGUCACUGUCAACAGCAAAGAGAGAAGCGGGACCCCGUCGGCUGACAGGCUUCACACAUGUGACCGUUUGUCAGAAUAUGAAUAUUGUAAUAAAACAUUUGGUCAGA
This is a messenger RNA of Brienomyrus brachyistius, 3162 nucleotides long. RefSeq names its product NHL repeat containing 2 (gene nhlrc2). NCBI's taxonomy places the organism in Eukaryota, Metazoa, Chordata, Actinopteri, Osteoglossiformes, Mormyridae. The transcript has 11 exons. Gene Ontology annotation, molecular function: protein binding. The record is from RefSeq and is a predicted model, not a curated record. Bases 145 to 2328 code for a protein of 727 amino acids.